AUGGAGGGAGAACCACAGAUCGAAGAGGUGACCGGCGUGGAGGAAGAGGAGGCCUCAGCUGCUCCAGUGUUGGAUGAAGAAAAAGUUGUGAUGGCAGGAGAAAAUAAAGAAGAAACUUUGGAGGAGACGAUCGUGACCACGACUGUCUACGCGACUACGAGAAGGACGGACGUGGAGGAGAAGGAGGAAGCUGAAAGCGACAAAGCCACAGAGGAGGACGAGGAGAUAAGAACGGAGAAGGAAGAUGAUGACGAGGAGAUAAGAACGGAGGAAGGAGAUGAAGAGAGUGACGGAGACGAGGAGACGAAAGCAAAGAGGCUGUUGGAGGCCUGGGAGUCGGAGGCCUCCUCUGAUGUGAAGCCUCCGCUACCAGACCCGGCGUUCAACAGGAGAUGCAGUUUGCUCGCCAGCGACGUCAGAUAUAAGGAGGACUUUGAGAAGAUGAAAGGUCAGAGUCUGUUUGUUCCCGGAGCCGAACUCAUCCACUCCAAGAACAUCAGCGCCGUCAUAUCUGAGUCCAAGUACAAGGAGGAGGGGAAGAAGGAGGCGUCGCUGUCGCUGUACUCCAUCCUGGCCGAGACGCCGGAGAUCCAGCGGGCCAGAGAGGCUUCGGAGCUGCAAAGCGACGUUAAAUAUAAAGGAAACGUGAAGACGGAGAUUUCCUCCUCACUUUACUCUCUGCUGCCCGAAACCACAGAGACGCAGUUCGUCAAAGAGCUGACGGAGAUGCUGAGCGAGAGUAAAUACAAGGAGGGCAGCAGGAGGAGCCUCUCGCAGAGUUUCUACUCCCAGCUCCCGGAAACCGCCGAGACUCAGUUCGCGAAAAACGUCGCCGAGCUGCAGAGCGAGAUGCGGUACAAAGAGUCGGGCAAGAAAGGCGUGAACUCGUGUUUGUACUCUCUUCUCCCGGAAACUCUAGAGACGGCUCAUGCCAAGGAAGUCUCAGAGCUCCUCAGUGAGGUCAAGUACAAGGAGGACGGUAAGAAGGAGAUGAGCAUCAACCUGUACUCUCUGCUGCCCGAAACCAUCCACACCCAGCACGCUAAAGAGGUGUCCAGCCUGCAGAGUGAGAACAAGUACAAGGAGGAAGGCAGGAAGGAGAUGAGCAGCAGUUUGUACUCUCAGCUCGCCGAAACCACCGAAACGCAGCUGGCCAAGAGCGUCCACGAGUUCCAGAGCGAGAAAAAGUACAAAGAAGAGGGGAAGAGAAAGGCCUCCGUGUCGCUGUACUCGCAGCUUCCGGACACUCCAGAAAUACAGCACGCUCUGGAGGUGUCGCAGCUGCAGAGUGAGGUGAAGUAUAAAGAAGGCCUGAAGCAGAAGAUCCAGAGCAGUUUGUACCAUCAGCUCCCUGAAACCACAGAAACACAGCUGGCCAAACAGCUGACUGAGCUGCAGAGCGAGACAAAGUACAAAGAAGCUGGAAAGAAGGAGGUGAACAGCUGCCUCUACUCUCUGCUGCCGGAAACUCUGGAGACACAACACGCCAAAGAAACCUCAGAGCUGCUCAGCGAGAUCAAGUACAAGGAGAGCGGGAAGAAGGAGAUGUCCAGCUCGCUGUACUCCACGCUGCCCAACACCUCAGAAACCAGCUUCGCCAGGGAGAUGAGCGACAUGCUGAGUGAGAGCAAAUACAAAGAAGACGGGAUGAAGAGUCGCUCUCAGAGUAUCUACAGUCAGAUGCCGGAAACCGCUGAGAUGCAGUUUGCUAAAAACGUCGCCGAGCUGCAGAGCGAGAUGAAGUACAAAAAGGGGAAGAAAGACGUGUCCAGCUCUCUGUACUCCACUCUGCCUGAAACUCUGGAGACGCUGCACGCGAAGGAGGCUUCGGAGCUGCAGAGCGAGUUGAAGUACAAGUCAGCCCUGAAGAAAGGACUUUCCUCCAGUUUGUUCCACCAGCUGCCCGAGACCAUAGAGACCGCCCACGCUAAGGAAGUCUCCGAGCUGCUCAGCGAGGUGAAGUAUAAAGAGGACGGUAAGAAGGAGCUGAACAUCAACUUGUACUCUCUGCUGCCGGAAACUAUCGACACUCGACAUGCGAAAGAGGUGUCGAACCUGCAGAGUGAGGUGAAGUAUAAGGAAGGUCUGAAGCAGAAGAUUCACAGCAGUUUGUACCAUCAGCUGGCAGAAACCACAGAGACACAGCUGGCCAAACAGCUGUCGGAGCUGCAGAGCGAGACCAAGUACAAGGAGGCGGGUAAGAAAGACGCGAGCAGCAGCCUGUACUCCGUCCUGCCUCACACCAUGGACACGCAGCACGCUAAGGAGGCUGCAGAGCUGCUCAGUCAGAUCAAGUACAAGGAAAGCGGUAAGAAGGAGAUGUCCAGCUCCCUGUACGCCGCUCUGCCCGACACCACGGAGAUCAGCUUCGCCAGAGAGAUGACCGACAUGCAGAGUGAGAACAAGUACAAGGAGGACGGCAGGAGGAAUCUCUCGCAGAGUUUUUACUCUCAGCUGCCAGAAACCGCCGAGACUCAGUUCGUUAAAACGGUUUCUGAGCUGCAGAGCGAGAUCAAGUACAAAGAAGCAGGAAAGAGAUCAGCGAUGAACUCUCUGUACUCGACUCUGCCGGAGACUCUGGAGACGCAACACGCUAAAGACGCCUCCCAGCUGCAGAGUCAGCUCAAGUACAAGAGUUCGAAGAGCGACGCCUCCAGUCUUUACCACCUGAUGCCAGAAACCAACGACACUCAGUUUGUCCGGCAGCAGACGGAGAUGCUCAGCGAGGUCAAGUACAAAGAAGACGGCAAGAAAGAGCAGAACGUGAACCUGUACUCCGUUCUGGCCGACACCAUCGACACGCAGCACGCCAAGGAGCUGACGCAGAUGCAGAGCGAGACUAAAUACAAAGAGGCCAGUAAGAAGCAGAAAUCCUCGUCUUUAUACCAUCGACUGCCCGAAACUCUGGAGACGCAACACGCUAAAGAGGCUUCACAGCUGCAGAGUCAGGUCUUGUACAAAGAGGCUGUGAAGAGGGAUUUGUCGUGUCCGGUUUACCACCAGCUACCAGACACGCUGGAAACCCAGUUCGCCCGAGAGAUCGGCGACAUGCAGAGUCAAAACAAGUACAAGGAGGACGGGAUGAAGAGCCUCUCUCAGAGUUUCUACUCUCAGCUGCCAGAAACCGCUGAAACCAAGUUUGCUAAAACUGUGUCUGAGCUGCAGAGUGAGACAAACUACAGGAAGUCGAGGAGGCAGGAGGCCGGCAGCUGUUUGUACUCUGUGAUGCCGGAAACUCUGGAAACUCAACACGCGAAGGAGGCGUCACAGAUCCAGAGCCAGGUGAAGUACAAGGAGGACGUCCAGAAGGAGCUUUCGUCCACUUUGUUCUCCAGCCUUCCUCAGACUCUCCAGACCGAACUGGCCAAGGAGGUGACGGAGCUCCAGAGUCAGGUGAAGUAUAAGGAGGCCUGUAAGAAGAACGAGGCGUCUCUCUACCACCUCCUGCCUGAAACAGCAGAGAUGCAUUUUGCCAAACAGAUGUCGGAGCUCCAGAGCGAGUUAAAGUACAAGAGGGACAAAGAGGACCUGCCCAACACUUUGUACUCGCUGCUGCCUGAAACUCUGGAGACUCAGUUUGUUAAAGAAAUGGCCGAGACGCACA
This is a messenger RNA of Stegastes partitus (bicolor damselfish), 3604 nucleotides long. RefSeq names its product nebulin-like. The record is from RefSeq and is a predicted model, not a curated record. Lineage: Eukaryota; Metazoa; Chordata; Actinopteri; Pomacentridae. The transcript is spliced from 32 exons. The annotation marks the transcript as partial. Gene Ontology annotation, cellular component: Z disc. Gene Ontology annotation, molecular function: actin filament binding. Gene Ontology annotation, biological process: cardiac muscle thin filament assembly.